AUGCAAUACCAAUAUAGCCAACACCUAUACGCCUCUGGAGGUAGCAUGCGUCAUGCUCCAUACCCCAUUCCAAAUAUCGCCAAGUCGAAUCAAAAGUUCUACCGUCCCCAUCACCGACCCGCAAGAGCGCCAACGCAGGUUGACGAUCGUCCAGCAGACCAUUGGCACGAUCCCAAAAACCUCCUCUCCAUAAACUAUGGCUCCAAGGAGCAGUUUCCGUACAGCAUCUCUUUCCAGCCGCUCUGGGGACCAUGCAAAUAUGGCGUUGCCUUGCUCAAUCUAGAGAAUGGGCAGGGAAUGAAGCAGGGAGAGGCCAAGAUAAGCGAAGAGCUGCCGCCUAUAUUCGCUCGGUAUCCCACUGGCACGUUAAUCAUUGAUUGGCCUGGUUAUCGUCAAGACACCUAUAUUCUCACUUUGGUCGACCCAGCGACACGCCGCCACGUUACCCGUGCUCAACUGGGGGCUCAAGUAACACAUUAUUUCAAGGAAUUUGCCAACACGCGCCAACCAUCUGACUACGACGAACGUAGUGAGGGCUUCUACCUGGGAGUCGACGGGGUCAGCUACGACCAGGUCCGUCUUUCCGAAGUUUACACCAAGGAUGGUCAUACCUUCCGCGUGCAAUUCGGGCUGGUUCCACACUUCCUCAGUGUUCAGUAA
Mycena indigotica is the source of this 660-nucleotide messenger RNA. RefSeq lists its product as uncharacterized. Lineage: Eukaryota; Fungi; Basidiomycota; Agaricomycetes; Agaricales; Mycenaceae. The transcript has 4 exons. The record is from RefSeq and is a predicted model, not a curated record. Bases 1 to 660 code for a protein of 219 amino acids.